This is a messenger RNA of Acanthosepion pharaonis, 1335 nucleotides long. The record is from the annotation of a GenBank genome assembly. NCBI's taxonomy places the organism in Eukaryota, Metazoa, Mollusca, Cephalopoda, Sepiida, Sepiidae.
AUGUCGGGAUUUGACAGUAACCCUUUUGCAGACCCGGAGGCUGCUAAUCCAUUCGCGGAUCCAUCAGUGAGACAAGCAACCCAAGGCACCCAAGGCACUUUGGAUGAUUUCAACCCAUUUGCUGAUAAGAACAACACUCAGCCGGCUCCACCACCAUCUCGAUCAACCAUCCCAGCUCCACAACCAGCACAGCCUCCAGCAUCUCAGCCAGCCAUUAUGACACCAUCUGAGGAACCCCCACCGUAUUCAGCGGUUGGUGCUCAGAAGGUGGACACCAGUGACUUGCAGCGUAGACAAGAGGAAUUGGAAAGAAAAGCAGCUGAAUUGCAGCGGAAAGAACAAGAAAUGCGGGAUAUGCAGUUUAAAACUUCAAGACAAAACAAUUGGCCUCCUCUCCCAAAGUGGUUUCCAAUUGGUCCAUGUUUCUACCAAGAUUUCAGUGUUGACAUCCCACUUGAGUUCCAGAAAACUGUCAAAUUUGCAUAUUAUUUAUGGAUGUUUUAUGUGUUUGUAUUGUUCCUAAAUAUCCUGGGUAGUCUUGCAUAUCUGGUUGCUGCACCAAGUGAUGGAGGUUCUACUUUUGGACUUUCAUUAGUCUGGUUUUUUCUAUUCACCCCCUGUUCAUUUAUCUGUUGGUACCGACCCCUCUAUAAAGCAUUCAGGAGUGACAGUUCCUUCAAUUUCUUUGUAUUUUUUUUUGUUUUCUUCUUCCAAUUCUGCACAUGUGUGAUUAUGUGUUUGGGAGUGACAAACUUCACAGUUGGCAUCAUAGGAGGCAUUGGAACUGUCUCAAAAAAUAUGGCAGUUGGACUCAUCAUGAUAUUUAUUGGAAUAUUUUUUGCUCUAGUUUCUGUCAUUACUUUUGCACUUCUUGUCAAGAGCAGAAGAUUCUUUCUACUCUCCAUAUCCAUCCAAAAACUUUUAUUCAACCUAUGGCUUUCUUUUUCUAGUGGUUGGAUCAAUGCCCUUAUCACUUUGGGGACUAAUGUUGGCGCGGGGGCAUUUAUGAUCUUUGUUGCCCUCUUUCUCACCGCCUAUGCAGUAGUGAACAUCAUAGUCCUCAUUAAGGUACACCGAAUCUAUCGCAGUACUGGUGCCAGUUUCCAGAAAGCUCAGGCUGAGUUUGCUCAGGGUGUGAUGCGUAAUGAGACUGUGCAAAAUGCCGCUGCCAAUGCUGCUGCUGGGGCUGCCCGUGGAGCUGCCCAACAACAUUGUUUGUUUUUCUCUCUCUCUCUCUUUUUUUUUUUUUUUUUUUUUUUUUUCUUUCUCUCUCAAGGUGGAUGGCCAGUUUCAUUGGACAAAGACAUUAGUUCUUUUGACCAGGCUUGUUGUUAG